Messenger RNA from Penaeus monodon (black tiger shrimp), 453 nucleotides. RefSeq names its product fibrous sheath CABYR-binding protein-like. The record is from RefSeq and is a predicted model, not a curated record. Bases 1 to 453 code for a protein of 150 amino acids. The transcript has 3 exons. NCBI's taxonomy places the organism in Eukaryota, Metazoa, Arthropoda, Malacostraca, Decapoda, Penaeidae.
AUGGGAGAUCACGUGUUUUAUUUCAUGCGGGAGUUUAAGUUCCCCUACACCUGCGUCAUUUUCUCCCUAGGUUCCCAAAGUUCUCCCCCAAAAACACCCCAGGGAAGAAACGAGAGGCCGCGCGCAUGGGCCAGCGAGCCUCCUGCGGCCGUGUGCCAGAGGGCCAGCGAGCCUCCUGCGGCCGUGUGCCAGAGGGCCAGCGAGCCUCCUGCGGCCGAGUGCCAGAGGGCCAGCGAGCCUCCUGCGGCCGAGUGCCAGAGGGCCAGCGAGCCUCCUGCGGCCGAGUGCCAGAGGGCCAGCGAGCCUCCUGCGGCCGAGUGCCAGAGGGCCUGCGAGCCUCCUGCGGCCGAGUGCCAGAGGGCUAGCGAGCCUCCUGCGGCCGAGUGCCAGAGGGCCAGCGAGGAGCGCGGUGCCUCUGUGCCGAAGGCUGGCAGCGCCGGUCAGUGUUGGUAA